Messenger RNA from Panonychus citri (citrus red mite), 5740 nucleotides. RefSeq lists its product as uncharacterized. Gene Ontology annotation, biological process: synaptic vesicle endocytosis; clathrin-dependent endocytosis; regulation of endocytosis. Gene Ontology annotation, cellular component: AP-2 adaptor complex; synaptic vesicle. Lineage: Eukaryota; Metazoa; Arthropoda; Arachnida; Trombidiformes; Tetranychidae. Gene Ontology annotation, molecular function: clathrin-cargo adaptor activity. The record is from RefSeq and is a predicted model, not a curated record.
AUCCAAAGAUUAAUUGUGAUCACAAUUGAUUUUAGUGAGACGCAAUCUCUUUCUCAGGCUUCGAGAAAUAGAGUUUCAUGAAAAAUAGACACAAGAAACAUAAGAGAAUUUAUAUAUUUUGAUUUUCGAAAGAGAAACUGAGCAACUCCACCAAGGAAUUGAUGCAAUUCUAUCCACGAUAAGAAAGAAAUAUGAGAUAACCUUCACUCCCUGUCUUACUCUUUCUCUUUCUCUUUCUCUUUCUUUCUUUCUUUCUUUCGAAAUGUCAAUUCCUCUGAAAGAAUAGACCCAAAAACCCAUAAACACACAUUGAAAGAUAUUCGCUUACCUCUUUCAUUUUCUUUCUGUUUAUCAUCUUAAAUGAUCAUUACCUCGAACCUAAUCUCACGCUCUUAACCACAAACGAUUCCUCUAGAAUUAAAUAUCCAUCAGAAUUAUUUACUUAUUGUAAAAUCGACAAACUAUGUUAGCCUCUUUAACCAAAUUCACAAUAAAGAUUACAAAUUUAAGGUCACCUAGGAGAUGAACUUUCUUAGGAAAAAGUUGAAACAACAUAAAAAACACGCAAACGAUGAUGAUGAUCUUGAUGAUUAUAUUCCACCCGUUCCACCUCAUCCAUCAGAACUUGCAAAACUCGAAGAACAGGCCAAAGAUCUGUUAACCUGUGAUAAUCUUUCAGUAAUAGUUAGUGAAAGUAACGCUCUUGGAUCAACCGCAACCGCAACAACAACCACAAGCCACGCAACUCCAAGUGGACUUCCCUCUAAACACAAGGUAGACAAGGAUAAAGAAGAGUGGAAAUUUUUUGAACAAUUGACAGCGAAGGUCGAAGAAGCCGUGGUCAGAACUCAGAGUAAUCUAGAUGAACUGAAAAAAGCCUCAGCAGCAGAAGAGAUCGCAAAAAAAUCUGAAUAUAGUGAUGAAGAUGAUAUACCAGUUGAUGACGAGUUUUUCGAAGAGACCGGAAAAGUGACCGGAGUUGUAGCUAAAGGGACAGCAAAUUGGGUAGCAUUGGACGAAGGUACAACAAAAAUAAACGAAAAGGAUAAAAUAAAAUCUCCAUCACCAACUGAGCCAAUUUCCAGUGAACAAUCAAAUCCAAUAGUCAACAGUAGCAACGAAAUCAGUCAACAACCAAUUAACCCACCAGUUGAUCUGUUGGAUGAUUUCGGGUUCGGGGAAGAGCCCAAGCCCAGUGAAUCAGUUCAACCCUCAGCGGUGUUAUUUGACUAUGAAAAUGAUUACCUUGAUGACCCCUUCGAUACAUCAUUCGUUGACAUAUCUAUUACCUCAAAAAUUGGGACGAUAUCAACUGGUCAAGUGUCAAACCAAAUUGAACCAACCAGUGAUUUAUUGAGUAAAUUAUUGAAAAAAGAGACAAAUUCAACUAUAACCCGACCCAGUGACCUAAGUUCAUUUAAACAAGCAAACUCAAUUGGAUCUCAACGAAACAUAGUUACAUCUUCUUCUUUAUCAAUUCAAUCACCUCUUGACCCUUUGGACACUAAUCCACCUGAAGACGAUUGUGUUGAUAAAAUUGAUUCCAAUCAUAGUGAUAAUAAUAUUGUCAACAGUAAUAAUAAUUUCACUAGUGCCAAAGUGUUAGCUGAAUCAAGUUUCUUCAACAGUGGUAAUAAAUCACCAGGAAUUGACCCUGUUGAACCUGAUUUUUUCGUAAGCAAUAAGCUUGGUCGCUCAUCUCGUUACGGCUCAAACGUAUCGAUAGCCUCAAUCAUGUCUAACCCUUUCUUGAACGAUAAUGAUUUUUACACCCCUGCAAUGGGUUCAGGGGCCACAACCCCUUUCUCGGGUGCAGCUACUCCUCGAAGGCGAGGAAGUACAAAUCCAUUUGAAGCGUCACCAGAAGAUGAAUAUUCAACCAAUCUGGAAGCAGCGGCGAUCGCUGCCCUCACCGAAGACUUUGUAAAUGCAAUUAGCGAACCACCUCCAGUACCGAAUGACCAACAUAAUAGACCUAAAAAUUUAAUCUCUGAUUUUCUGGAUCAAGAUGAUCUUCAAAAUCUAGUUGACCCUGUUAAACCUUUGGAUCUUGGUUCUUCUGCCGUUGAACCUUUCGAUCCUUUCGCAACAAUUCACGACGAGUUUGUCGAUUCACCGAAAUUAACAUCAGUGACCAGUAGUGAACCAGAAGGAGAUGUUUUAAUUUCCGCACAAGGUAAACAAGUAAAUGAAAACGAGGGAAUCGAUGGUCAUCUUCAAACUCCAGGUUUACCAUUGGAAUAUCUAUCUGAUGUUUCCGAUAACGAGGAGCCUUCACAUUCAGAAGAUGAGUACGGGAGGGAAAGGAAGUCCAGUGCCUUCCAAAUGGAAUUACUAUCUAAAGACAAAGACGAACCACCGCCAAGAUUUGAUCCUCUACCAGUGACCGUUAUAACCCGUAAUCUAAGCCUACCUCGAGAACCGAUCGCACUGACCACUGACUCUUCAGAAACAUCGCCCGAUGUCAGAAAUGAUGUUGAUCUUCCACCGGGUGCAACUUUCUUUGAUCCAUUCACAACAGUGAUCGACAAAGAUUCACCUUCAUCUCCCAAGAUAAUCGGCAUUUCAGCGGAUCUUGUUGAAUCGAUAACAAAAGCGGGAGCCUCUCGAGCAGCGGGACUUGCAGGUGAAUCAGGGAAUGAGCCAGAUGAUGAAGAUGACGAUGAUGACGAUAGUCCAGAAUCGAGAGGAACUGUUGAGAACCGUUAUUCGGAAGGUAUAGUUAAUCAUGGUUUCACUGAUAAACCACCAGUUGAAAGUCCAGGAGUAAGCAAUGAACAAAUAACUGGCCGAACGGGUCAAGUAUCGGUAUUAGAAGAUCAUGUUUCUUCAACUAAAGAUGAUCAAACAACCGAAGCUCUUGUAACCACCACUGCAAGUGAAACUGGUGCUUUGGCUGAGCCCGUAAGUGGAACUGGUCCACCCACACAAGACAACACUUUCGACGUUUUCGGUGGAUCAGAUUCUGGCCUUGCAGUGUCCAGUGGAUUCGAUAAUGAUCCAACCGAUUCAGGACGAGACCAAUUCGAAAAUUCUGAGUUUCUAGUUGAACCAGUACAAGAUUCGUUACCUUACACCGAUUCAGUGGCGUUUGACGCAUUUCAAGCUAAAUUUGAUUCGACUGCUAUUGGUGCCAAUCAGAACGAACAAAUUAUCGAAUCAAUUUCAUCAUCUUCAUUUGAUCCUUUCUCAUCACCGGCCAGUAAAAAGGCCACAAGCAAUAAUACAACUAAAUCAGAUGAUGUUGAUGGUUUCGAUACAUUUGAUCCAUUCGCUUCCGGGUCCAUCCAACCUCCGAAAAAUACACCAGCUAAACAAAAUGUCGGCUCAUUAUCGAUAGCGAAAAAAGAAUCCAAAGAUUCAUUUGAUGACGAUGAUGAUAAUGACUCUUUCAGAGUAGUAAUUAAAUCAAAAGCUAAAACCACUGAUUCAAAUAAGACAUUGACCGCCGAUUGUCCGAUGCCAUUGUUACCCCCACCACCGAAAACACCCAACAAGUCAAUCGCUUAUCAAGAUAAAGAUCCAGCUGAACCAAGGCAGGCCAAAAAACCAGAAGAGUUCGAUGAGUUCGAAAUGUUCUUUGACAAUUAUAUUUCAGGUAAAGAUGCUGAAUCAAAAACGAAAGAGUCGGAGUCAAGUGAUUGGCCUCCGCCCGCUCUUGGUGAAGCAGGAAGUAAAGGCCGAACAGAAUCAAUGGAAAGUCCAUCUACACCCUUAUUCGAUGAUGAUACUUCUCAACCAUUAGAAGACUUUCCACCCAAAUACGAAGGAAACGGAUGGGAAAUGUACCUUCGACAUCCGGCUAAGAAAAAGCUAACGGGUAAUCGAUAUUGGAAGAAAGUAUUUGUCCGUCUCUCCGAGAACUCGGUUAUUCAGCUAUUCAAUAAGCCGGGAGACAAUGAGCCUUUCCAAGAAUUACUUCAACCCUGUUACUCUUUGUCCGAAGUGACCUCCCAACAGUAUGACCAAUAUGGUAAAAUAUUCACAUUGAAAGUUCAAUAUAUUUUUUACCGAGAACGCGUUGGUGUUCGUAAAGGUCAAAUAGCCAAAGUGAUGCAAGGUCAGAUAACUUCGGUAAGUGGACUGGCGAAACUUGGUAUGCCCUUGGAACAUGCCCCUCAAGUGUCUCAGCUGAUUAAAUUGGGCUCAUUGGUUUAUAAUGAUGUUAAAGUUUUCGCUAAUUUAGUUGAAGAUGCUUUCUACCGAAUGGUGAUCCAUCGAGAUCGAGCUUUGACCUACAAAACUGAAGAGAUUCAGGUAACCGUUGUUGAUGAAUAUUAUGUUGAGACAACUAAAACUGGCCUGAUAACUAAACAAUUGGCUCGAGUUCGCGUUUUCCUGUUAGCCUUUAUCAAUGGUAUGCCGACCAUAGAGAUCGGUGUCAAUGAUAUGACUCGUCAAGGGAAAGAGGUUGUAGGUCGACACGAUAUUAUACCAGUGGUUACCGAAGAGUGGAUCAGAUUAGAAGCCGUUGAAUUUCAUUCAUCAGUAAUGAAGGAAGAAUUUGAAAAGGAAGAUAGAUUAAUAAAAGUUCACCCACCGGACGCUUGUUUCUACGAGUUGAUGCGAUUCCGAGUUCGUCCACCUAAACAACGGGAACUUCCACUUCAAGUAACUGCAAAUUUGACGGUUACAAAGGGUAAGAUUGAACUACGAUGCGAAGUCUUGGUUCCAGGUUGUAUAAGUCGAAAAUAUGGACAAAUUCCAUGCGAAGAUAUCGCUAUUAGAAUGCAUAUUCCCGAAUGUUGGAUAUAUUUUUUCAGAACAGAAAAACAUCUUCGCUAUGGUUCCGUAAAAUCGGCCGCUCGUAGGCCAGGGAAAAUUAAGGGCAUCGAACGCUUUUUAGGAGCAACAUCUAAUAUUCCAGAAUCGACCAUGUUGGAAGCGUCGGCUGGAGUCGCAAAGUACGAGCACUCUUUCCAUUCCCUUGUUUGGAGGAUACCACGUUUACCGAAGGAAGGUCAAGGUGCAUAUACACAACAAACGAUGGUUUGUCGUCUACCUUUGACUUCAUUUGAUCAAAUUCCCGAUAAAUUUUACGAAUAUGUUCAUAUUGAGUUCACAAUGCCAUCGACGACAGUUUCUCAUGCAGUGAUACGGUCAAUUUCCGUUACAAACGAGAAUCCACCGGAAAAAUACGUUCGCUAUGUGGCCAAGCAUGAAUACAGAACAGAAUUGAUGAUUAAUUUCAAGGAAAAAGAGGAUGAGACUGAUUAUCAAAUCGCUGCUUCGGUCCAAUUAACAUCUCAGCCCGUUACUGUACCAGAAACGGAUAAGGAAAACAAAGACAGUGAUGAUAGUGAUUAAAGGACGGAAUCAAUCAAUUGCUUCUGGUUUCAUGCUCAUCAACAUCAACAUAUUCAUGAUCAUUAUUUCAUCUCAUCAUCUCUAUCAUAAUCAUGUAUCAUUACAUCACAAUCAACGGACACAAUCAACGGACUUAAUUGUGUGUUCAACUUGUUGUGCAUAUAAAUGUGUGUGGUGAGCUAAUUAAUUGCUCUAGUAGACCAAUUGUGUGCUUCAAUUGUUAAUUUUAAUUGUUUAACAUGAAAAAAAAACAACAACAACCAAAUCAUCAAGAUAUCAAUAUAUCACUACAAAUUGUAAGCAAUUUGAUUAAGCAAUUAAAUUGGUAAAAUCAAAUCAAAGGAUCUGAUGAUUGAAAUAAUAAUAUUUUAGCUCAUACAAAGUAUGAUUAACUUUAAACUAUUGCAAAUUAAAGUCAAUAAUUUAAUUCUCA